Messenger RNA from Tripterygium wilfordii, 785 nucleotides. Its product is annotated as protein HOMOLOG OF MAMMALIAN LYST-INTERACTING PROTEIN 5-like. NCBI's taxonomy places the organism in Eukaryota, Viridiplantae, Streptophyta, Magnoliopsida, Celastrales, Celastraceae. Gene Ontology annotation, biological process: late endosome to vacuole transport via multivesicular body sorting pathway. The coding region runs from base 120 to 566 and encodes 148 amino acids. The record is from RefSeq and is a predicted model, not a curated record. The transcript is spliced from 4 exons. Gene Ontology annotation, cellular component: multivesicular body.
UCGCAUUCUAUCUAAAUCCUUGCUUUUCAUGAUCGAUCGAACUCGAGAAGGAAGAGAACAACUUUCCUUCUCUUCGAUCGAGCUUUCUCUGUAAGCAAUAACCGAAUCGAAUCGAAUCGAUGGCCAUGGCGGGUGAGAACGAACCGGCGAAGCUUCUUUUACCGUAUUUGCAGCGAGCGGAUGAAUUGCAGAAGCACGAACCUCUCGUCGCUUAUUACUGUCGAUUGUUUGGCAUGGAAAAAGGGUUGAGGAUUCCCCAGAGCGAGCGAACCAAGACCACCAAUGCGCUUCUCGUCUCUCUCAUGAAUCAGCUUGAAAAGGAUAAAAAGUCGCUGAAGUUGUCCCCUGAAGACAGUUUGCACCUGGAGGGAUUUGCCCUAAAUGUCUUUGCCAAGGCAGACAAGCAAGAUCAUGCAGGGCGAGCAGAUAUGAACACUGCAAAAACAUUUUAUGCUGCAAGCAUUUUCUUUGAAAUCCUAUCCCAGUUUGGCCCAGUCCAGCCUGAUGUGAGUGUUUCAAUCAUCUUAUUUGUCUCUAUAUUAGAGUAUUCAGGAUAUAGAAUCUGAUGCUGGAUAGUUCUGGCAUCUAUGUGUCCGAUAAUAGUACUUAAUGAAGUUUGGACUAGGUAUUGUACACGUUUAGUAGAUGACUUUAAUUCGUACAUACAGCUCCAAAUGGUUAUUGUAGAGUAGCUCAAGCUCGAGCUCGAUUAAGUUCAAUCCGAGUGUUUGAUUGCAGUUGAGAUUUGAAUCAAAAUAUAGUGAGAUUCCGUUUGGGAGGUACAA